Messenger RNA from Linum trigynum, 3509 nucleotides. Lineage: Eukaryota; Viridiplantae; Streptophyta; Magnoliopsida; Malpighiales; Linaceae. The record is from the annotation of a GenBank genome assembly.
ACCGGAUCAAGAUCGGACUGUAUCCAUUCCAAACUUUGGUCCUUAUAUUUUAAAAAAGACAGGACUAGACCGGAUCAAUUAAUCGGACCGGACCGUAUAACCACCUCUAGGCCCCAGUCUCCCUUUUGAUUUAUAGGACACUAGGUUUUUGUUGCUCGGGCUCUGCGCCGGGAUGGGUGUGACAAUUAAGUUUCUACAAUUCCAUUUGCCAUGAUUGACGUAUUGAGGUACCAUGAUUGAGACGGAUGAGUGAUUCAAUAUGUAUAUGAAUUUAACAGGGGUAAAAAAUGAGCAAUGGUUAUGAAUACGAAUACGAAUUUCCUAAUUGGGCUUUACAACGUUGUUAAAAGGCAUAAACAACCAUACAAUUCAAUCAAUGUGUCCACCUAUUUUUCUUUCGGUAUGUGAACCAUUGUAGUGAGUACCAAAUAGGCUUGCUGAUCGACAACAUAAACAUACUACAAAAAAAGGAUAAUGCACAAAACCAAUGCGAGCACUACAACAAUGAAAGUCACUGAACCACUCGGCCAUUGAUGACUCGAUAUUUGCACAUGUUUUCCCUUUUGUUUCUUGAUCGUUUAAGCUUGCAUUAUCGCUUCUUUGGCAUAUUUUAUGCUAGGUUGUGUUCCUUUGUCACAUUUCAGGUCGUAGCACAUAAAGUGAAGCGUAGGCGCAAGUUUCAAGUCAAUAGGAGAUCAAUUGGCGACUCGGGGGAAGAAACUCGGGUAUGACUUGAAGAAGAAUGGAUUUCUACCUCAGUUUGUAACCAUAUAAUCAUGUAAUCUUGUCAUGAGAAGAAAGAGGACGAGACUACGAGCAUCUAGGAUCAAACGACACCUGAUUUGGAGUCCGAACGAGGGAGAAACGAAGAAUCAAAGAUAGGGGAAAAUUGGUUUCGGGCUUCUCUGAGAAACAGAAGGGGGCCCUAUCGUGACACUAAAAUCCCCGGUAGGGGAUUUUUGGCCUUGACAGGGGAUUUUCCCCUGUCUCCAGACGUUGCGUUUUCAAAAAUCCCCAGUCGUGAACCAAAAAUCCCCGAUCGUGAACCAAAAAUCCCCGGCCGUGACCUAAAAUACCCGACAGGGGAUUCUGACCGGGGAUCGCGAACGCAGGCUGUUAAAAGCCUGUUUUGUGCGUUUUUGCAAGGGAGAGCUAGGUUUUGGAUCCCAAACACCCAAGGGACGAACCAAAGAGAGAGAGGGUGAUUUGAGGGCAUUCUAAGAUUGGAAUUGGAGGAUUUCUUUGCCUUGAAAGCUCGAGGAACAAGCCCGGACUUGAAGACUGAUCAUAUGAAGAUUCUUACUGCAGUCUCUCUCUUCUCUAUGGAGUAACUUCCCUUCACUUAGGUUUUGAGGAACCCUAGCUAUGUUUUUUUUAUUGGACGAUUGUAUGAGUACUCUCACUUGAUAACCUUGAGUUCAUAUUCAAUCUAUGCAUGUUUUCAUGAUUCAAUCCUGCUUUAGUCGAGAUUAUUGAUUCUGCUUUGAUCUUAUGAGAGCGAAUACCUGAUUAGGUCAACAGAGCACCAUAGAUUGAUAGUAUUGGAUCGAUUGCUUUAGUCGAGGGUUGGUUCACUGCUUUGUAUCGAUUGAGAACCUCAUUCGAUAGAGGGAAUCUAGUUCAGAAAUCAGAACGCCUUGAUCGGUUGUUCUAGAGAAGGAUACGUCCCUCUAGGCAAUUGACUCAAGAGGGCCUUGUUCCUUUAGUCGAGACUCAAGGGCUAGACAAGGAUUCUCCACAUUGUGAAUGAAAGUGAAACAAGUUAGAAAUCAUCAAUCGUUAAUCUGGCUAGUGGCUAGGGGGAAUCAUACCUAAGUGAGUUCCCAACCUGUAAUUAGAUUAACUUUAACUGUAGUUUGCUAGAGUAGUUUUAGUUCUUUCAUCUUAAUCUGGUUUGCUAAAUAAUAAACUGAAGCUGAGUAAUAGUAACUCUAGAGACCCGUGGAUUCGAUAUUUAUCACUUGAGCCACUAUACUGCAGUCCCUUUCAUUGGUUACACUUGGCCUUUCUUAGGAGUUGUGUCAUAGCGAGUCAUGUUUUUGGCACCGUUGCCGGGGACUUUCUAGAGUAUUAGGAAAGGCAGAAGUUUGUUACUUUAGCGUUUUUCUUUUCUUUUCUUUUCCACCCUUGCUUUUCACUUGGGUGCUUUUGUUUUUGUUGGUGCAGAUAUGAAUCAUGGAUCCUCAUGGCUUCUUCAACAAUUGGGGGUAUCCACCACCACCCGAGUGGUAUGACCCCGAGACUCCCUGGAGCAAUCAAGGAGGAGAAGACUAUGGAUUCGGGUUCCAGUACCAACCCCCUUACUACGGAGAACAACCAGACCCCUGGGCAUAUCAAGAACAACCUCAUUACCAAGAAGAAUUUCUCCCACAACUAGAAGGGCCAUCGGCGCUGGAGUUACCCAUGGCGGCCUUCACGGGCCAUUCUGCAGAGCCAUGCUACACUCCACAACCAGAUCCAAACUAUGAAUUGAGGCUUCUCAUGGAACAGUUUGCUCGAGACAGUGAGAGAACAUGCUCCAGGAUGGAUCAUUGUGUCCAGGCCUAUCGUGAAACAGAGGAGAUCCUCCUGAGCCUUAAGAAGAGCGUCGAUGAUCUUGAGCGAUCUUGUGCACAACCUGCUCCCGAUCACCCUUCUGCUACCAUACUAGAAGAGGAGGAGGAAGAAGAAGGCUACAAGGACAUUGUGGAGCACACUAAAGUUGUCAUGGAGAGCUCCCGUGAUGAUCAUGAUCAGGAAUGUCCUGUCAUAGCCGACCACACCUUCCCACAUCCCAAACUGAGCUUUGAAGAGGCGGGCAUGAGUGAGGAGAUGCAAGAAGAUCUCAUGAAAGAAAUUGCUUGGCAGCUUGCUCUCCAAUCCCUGCUAGAAGAAGAAGAGCAAGAAAGGGUGCAUAAAGAAGUUGUGGAGGAUGACGAAAGUGAAGCAGAAGGAGUUCUUGAUCAUUUCCCAGGGGUGAUACCACAUGAAGAAGAAAGGGAGGCUGAAGAAGCAAUUGGCGUCCAGGCUGAGGACGAAGUUAAGGUGGAAGAGGCCUGCACCGGCCAUGAGUUACAUGUGAUAACUCCACCAGACUUCAAGGAACUGCUUAGCAAGGACCCAUUUGCAGUGUCUCUUUGCCAGACCAAGGCCACAUCAACAUCGGUCCCUCUUGGUGGACGCGAUGGUGGCAAAUCGAUGCUGUCAUAUCUGGUUCGGGGCAAUGAGACGAGAGAAGAGAGGAAGAGGUCUCGAGGGUGGAGACUUCAUCUGCAUCAAGUGCACGAGCUUCCAUCACUUGUCAUACCACAUGCUCGUGAUUUGAGACUCCACCUCAUUGACGAGAACCUCAACUUCAAGGAGGUUUUGGGGUGGACCGAAACUUAGGAGCCAUCGUCCGGCUCACGACGUGAAAGAAGCGCUUGUUGGGAGGCAACCCAACUAGUCGGUUUGCAUUUCUUUCCCUAUUUCUCUUCGGUUGAGUCAGUUUUGUUCUUUGAUUUUAGAGUCAAUAACUCAACCUUUUUGAG